Messenger RNA from Paramuricea clavata, 10706 nucleotides. The record is from the annotation of a GenBank genome assembly. Lineage: Eukaryota; Metazoa; Cnidaria; Anthozoa; Malacalcyonacea; Plexauridae.
AUGGUUUCUGUGUGGCGUCUUGCUGGAGAGCAAGGUUACAAUUGGAAUCAAGCGCAAGUGGCUGUGAACAGUCAAACGGCGUCAUAUCAGGUGAGCAUGUAGACCAGUGAACGCCAAAUAUAACUGAAUCCAAAGAUAUAGCAGAUAUAGGUGCAUGGGCAGUGUCUUAGCUAGGAUUUUAGAUUUUGAGAGUGUUUUCAAAUUUCCAGGGGGUGUGCUUGCCAAUUAACCAGAAUAGGCAAAUCCACGGUUCCGUUUAUGCUCGCCAACAAUAUAUAGACUAUGCCUGUGGUUGUUCCAUGCUUUUCAAAAUAUCAAGGCGCAGAUACGCUUAUGCUCACCAACUUGCUUCUUCCUCAGGCGCUAAUAAAAAAAUUUCAUGCGAGUCACUAUAUGAAAAGUUUACAUGAAGUACUGCAUCGCACGAACAAGCGCAGGGAGCGCAGAUGAGGUACCGUACAGAUAUGAAUCUCUCGUCAAAUUGCUGAUUGUUUUGUGUCAUACGGAAUUCGCACUUCGCACUUCCGGCGAGCGCUGGCAAGGGUCGUUCUGAAAUUUAAUAAGGAAAGUAAUAGGAAAACGCCAUUUGAAAGACGAAAAUUGGGUUUUUUUAAAAAAUCUGCGCUACCGACGUCUGUUUUUGGAAUGAAUUCUUCAAGAGCAACGGUAAGCGAUCACUUUUAAAGAGGCUCGCUACAGUUAUUCUUGUUUACGCAGCAAUUCCGUAAAACAGGUUUAUUCGUGCACAACGCGAAUUCUUUUCGACUUGGUGACAAUAUUGGUCACCUAAGGAAUAUUUCGAACUAGAUUUCGACAACGUCAGUGUUCCCCUGGCAACAUGACGACAAUUUAACCAUAUUAACCCAUAAAUUUAACCAAUUUAAGUUAAAUUAAUAAAUUUAAACAAUUUAACCAAUUUAACCUAUAAAUGUGCCGCUAUCUCAAAAACGAUGUCGGUGACCUCUAUCUUUUUUAUUUCAUAUAUCAAUAGGGAAUGAUGCUCUGCAACUGUGGUGAAAGUUUAAAAAAAUUCUGUAGUGUGUAAUUUUUUUAAAAGCGAAACUUUUUUGCGAAAUUUCCACACUAAAGAUUUUUUAAAAUUGAAAUUUAUAAAAUUUACCGCAAAGUAAAUUCGUGGUCAAAAUUUGAAGAUAGGUCACCGAUGAAACUAAUGAGUAAAAUGCAAAUAAAGUUAGAAAAUAGCCUCGUGUAACUCGAGCAAUUCCCCUUAUUGAAAAGCGUCGCUGACUAGAAAACUGUACGCGGGCGCAGAACGAGCUUUCGUUCAGCAAAAUCGAGCGGCAAUGUUGCGUUUAAUUUACUGUUUUGUUUUUGUGAACUUUUCGAUCUAAUCGCCUAAUCCCUUAAUUAUCUACAUGUCAUCUAAUGACUUAGCAACGCGUAACAACGCAACAUUUGCAAAGUCUAAAACAUGUUUAUUGAUACAAAUAACAGUUAAAAGAUAUCAAGUUCGCCUGUUAAACCGUAAGCAGAUUUGAGAAAUGUAUAUUCAUGGUCGCGAAAAAGUGUUGAGCUCAGCGAAAAUAAUGACUGUUCGCCUGAAGAUGUCCACGACCGCCCGUAAUAAUAUCCAUUUAUAUCCAUUAGGAUCCUAUUGGUUGUGAAAUUCUUAUUGCUUUAAUCCCCUUAAUUACCUCAACCUUUGUGUUUUACACGUGGGAAUUACCUGACAACGCUACCAUCAGAAUAUUUAUGUUUCUAACGCAUUUGUGUCUAGCAAUAAAAACUGUAUAUUUAAACUGACGUUAUUUUAAAAAUUUUAUUUCGUUUAAAGUAACAUAAGCAGUGUGCUAUAUCUUUGAGAAACUUUUGUCACAAACUAAUUCUGAAUAAAUUAAAUACAUUUUGUGAUUGAUGUCGCGUUACCUUAUUGUGUUUGGUCGCGUUACCUGUCACAUUUGACCCAGGCUUGCCCAGCAAAGUGACGCCAUUGGUUUUGCAUACCAAUUACUUCCGACACCAAAGUGCUAGCUGAACAAAGUGACGUCAUUGGCGGCAUCCCUUUGAACUCCAGAUGGGGGGAGGGGGGUAUCACUACUCAUGUGAUUACAGUCACAUGAUAUUUGAUAUCAUUUAAGGAGGCUACCUACAGUUUCCAAUAUAUGUCAGUGUUUUAAACUAAAAGCUAUUUGAAUCUAAAAAACCUAUUUUUUUGCACAAGCCAUUGUUUCCUUUUAUAUAAAAGAGUAAUUUUAACCCACAAUCGCUACCCUUCACGUUACCAUGACAACAUAACGUGACCAUCUAUAUGGCCUAUAUCAACCAAAAAAGCCGUUUUAGGGGAGAAAAAAGCACGGUGACCUACCUUUUUCAUUGCAGAAAAUACAUUGUUAUGAAGUUUUAUUCUAUUUUGAAAGUUAUUUGAAAAUCGCCAGUGCAGUUUUCGAGAAACUGAAUUUCAGCCUUUUAAAUUGCAUUUUAGCCUUUGGAAAGCUGAAAUUCAGUUUCUCGAAUACUACACUGGCGAUUUUCAAAACUUCAUAACAAUGUUUUUUCUGCAAUAAAAAAGGUAGGUCACCGUGCUUUUUUGUCCGCUAAGGCGACUUUUUUGGUUGAUAUAGGCCAUAUAGAUGUUGACGUCAUGUCGUCAUGGUAACAUGAAGAGUAGCGAUUGUGGGUUAAUAUUACUUUUUUAUAUAAGAGGAAACAAUGGCUUGUGAAAAAAAUUAUUUUUUUUGGAUUCAAAUAGCUUUUAGUUUAAAACUCUGAUAUAUAUUGGAAACUGUAGGGAGCCUCCUUAACGCUUUAACAGAUUCCGAGAUGUCAACACUUGAAGAGUUCAACGAGGCUGUAGAAGCCGGUUUAUAUAAUAAAUUUACAAGGUAUGGAAAAAUGACAAUGCAUUUUUACCACAAUGAGCAAUUUAUUUUAAAAAUAUAUAUACAGCUACAAGAAGUUUUUUAAACAAGGGGGCUGAGCGAUGAAACUUUAUUUUGUAUUGCGUUUGCAAGAUUCGUCUCAGACUCAGGAUUUCAGUCACGAGCUUAUUUUCAUGAAGUAUAUUUGAUUUUCACGAUGCAAACGAUCGACAAUAUUUUGAAUAUUUCAUAUAAGGAUAGCUAUAUUUCUUUUUGGUGAUAUACAUGAAGGCAUUUAUAUUUAGAUCUGCUGUUUACUUGUUUUUAUGAAAUCAUGUUCGACAGCUAUUAUACAAGAUCGGCCAGGGGUCUCUGUAAAGAACGGAAACUGGAACGACUGAAUCCGGAAACGACCGAAACCGGAAAUUCCCGCCUAAUUUCCCGCAUAAAAUUGCAUAAAAUUGAAAGCGCGCUCAAUUGACUGAGCUGCCUCAAAAACUUUGUGACCUUGUUGAAUUUUCAAAAUGGACGAAGAUGUGAGCGAUGUUGAGGUAAAUUUCAUUCCUUUACUGGUUUGUACAUUAAAUCUAAGUACGUUAGUCAAUAAUUCUAUUCAAUUAUAUUAAUAGAUUGUUGUGACCACUACCAAACAUUUUAUUUUCUAAAUUUUAGCUCCUUUUAAAUUUAGGCUUUCAUAAAAUUGUCCAUGAAAGUGUCAGUUUUUGUCAGUAACUUUAUAUAAAAUUAUAAUUAAAUUUUUAAUUUUAAUACAUGUAAAAGUAAAAGUGAAAUAUGUACCUCGAUGGGGUCUACCGACUCCACCUUGAUUACAAAAGGCAAAGACUUGGUAGUGGUCUCAACAAUCUAUUAAUAUAAUUGAAUAGAAUUAUUGACUAACGUACUUAGAUUUAAUGUACAAACCAGUUAAGGAAUGAAAUCAGUUACCUCAACAUUGCUCCCAUCUUCGUCCAUUUUGCAAAUUCAACAAGGUCAAAAAGAAAUUGAGCCAGCUCAGUGAAUUGAGCGCGCUUUCAAUUUUAGGCAAUUGUAUGCGGGAAAUUAGGAAGGAAUUUCCGGUUUCGGUGUUUUCCGGAUUUGGUUGUUUCUCUUUCCGUUCUUUACAGAGACCCAUCGGCCAGGCCACAGAGUAUAAUUGUGCUGAUAAUACUUGACCGUCACUCAGACUAUUGAUUUUUAAUAAAUGGUAGUGUUUUAGAAAGCAAAAUCCAUGCCAUUUUCAAAGGUUUUUCCAAUUAUAAGGUCCUUGAAUUUACUGAAAAAUGUCUUUGAAAAUCCUGGAAAAGUCCUUGAAUUUCAUCGUCACUAAAGAGUGGGACCCUGAACAGGAUUGAUUGGCAAUCUAGAAAAGCAAAAUAAACAGAUUAAUAGAUUAUCAACAAACAUGCAGUAACUUAGCCUGAGAAAUUGACCUAUAAGAACCAAAAAAUAUAGUCAUUGCAAAUGCCCCCAUCAUGGGGUCACAAUAAUGCUUCCCCCCCUUGGGGAAUCACCAUUGACCAAGCGUUAUCCAAGGGGAAUCACUAUAAUUGGACCAAUCCCCCACCAUUGGGUCAAAAUAUAAGUUAAAUAAAGUCUGUAUGAGUGCUCUGCUCCAUGUCCAUGACUCCAUCAGUCCAUGUUGAAGGUUGAUGUUCGUAUCUGAAUGCUGUUUAUGCAGUGUUUAAAUUAACGACAAAUUCGCAAAAAAAAGUGUUUAAAUUAACGACAGCCCUUUGAUACAACAUUGCACUUCACAACAAUAUAUUGUUAAUUUGAUAUAUUAUGAGCUAGAGCAAAAAACUCACAUACAAAGUUGCCAAGUUCCAGCUGGAGUUCAGGUCUACAGAAUCGAUUGCCAGAAUUUCUCACUCCUUCGGGUGUCGUUUCUCAUUUUCGCCGUUAGAAAUGGUAUUCGUUCAAUUCUCUUUUGCUAAGAAGACGCAGUGUGCCAUUUAUUUGCAAAAUUCGUGCAAACAUUGAAGAUCGAUCGGUUACUGGGCUUAAAAUCGCCGUUUUACUGCCAAAGUUUUGCAUUUCCCUAUCUUUUUCCUGAUAAAAAAUGUACAUGACACUUGCCAGAGGGUCGCGCAUGCGCAUUAAAAAAGUGGGGACAUGAUUUGCAGCGAGGUCCGCCUCUGUAUAUGUUUACUCUGUGAUCAGGCGCUAACCAUGCAUAUUCCAUUCCCCUUUGCGCGCCAAUAAAUGUGACGCACUACUUCAUGUAAACCUUUUAUUUAGUGACUGGUAUGUGAAAUCGUUUCAUAGCGCCUGGGGACGAGGCAGCUCACCAACAAUAUAUAGAUUAUGCCUGUGGUUGUUCCAUUCUUUUCAAAUCAUGGCGCAGAUACGCUUAUAUUUCGAACUGACAUUACAGUCAGCUAUUUUAGCAAAUCUUGGGCGCAUUAUCACUUUACCAAUUUCAACAAACUAGAUUUUACAAACUUUCUUGCGACAUAAAUAGGAGGAAAUUGUGUCUGUUGUAAGUAUCAACACUCUAUUUUAAGGAGUGUUGCUACUACUCUGGCUUACCAUGGCUACACGGCUUUACAUAAAUAAUGAGGCCGUGUUCGUUUUGUCUUGCCGUGUUUUUCCAUUUGUUACCGUGAUAACACGGCCAACAUGGCCUUCUAGCUAAAAUCCUGUCGGUGGGUAUAGAAUUAGAAAUACCUGCUUGCAUGUUCAAGUGGUAAAUAUUUCUAAAGUUGAUGGGUUAAAUGGAAUGAACACAAUGACGAGCAGUGCAAAAAGAUAUCCAAAUCUAUUUGUUUGUUAAAAAGUUCAAGACGAUAUAUAAACCAAGAUUCACUGAUAAAUAUCUAUAACUCGCUAGUCUUACCCCACUUUACUUAUUGUUCAAAGGUUCUACGGUUAUGAUAUUAGGUCAAAGGAGAUCUUUGGUCAUUUAGAAUGGGAACCGAUUGAAAACAUCGUAAAGAAAAGAGAAAUAAGCAUGACGUUUAAAUCAUUAACAAGACAACUACCAGAAUAUAUAUCAGACAUGUUUACUAUUACUAAUAACGCCACAUAUUGUCUUAGAAGCAACGAUAGAUACUAUAGAGUAAUCCAAUACAGAUUUCAUGAAAAAGUCCUUCUCAUACAGGGCAGCGUUUGCAUGGAACAACUUGCCUUGUGAUGUAGUUUCCGAUUACGAAUCUCUUUCUACUACAAGAUUUAAAAAUUUAAUUAAUAACUAUUUCAAGAAUUUGGAAUAUUGCAAUUGACAAUAUCUUCAAGACAAUAUAAGUCUUUUCAUGAGACUUAUUUGACUUUUGGAGUGUGGGCCUGUGCAUAUAUCGACUUAUAAAACUUGCAUGAUUGUUUUGUUUGUGUAUAUAUUUUUUAUUAAUUUUUUAGAAUUAAUAUUUUUGUAAAUAGAAACGGCCCCUUGUAAAUCAGACUUACUGAAGGGUUACCGUUUUAAAAUAUUUGUAAAUGAAUAAAUAAAUAAAGAUAAAUAAAAUCUACCAGUUAACGGAAACGACCGCACUUUUCUACUUUUUGUCAGUUUGUAAUCGAAAGUGUGCGUGGUAAAGGUAAAUAUGGAAACAUUGCAAUUGAUGAUAUCUCUCUUAUGGAUUCAUGUCCUCCAAGAGGUGAAUCACUUGUGUACUAAUAGCUAUGUAGGCCGAAGUACCAUCAAUUUCUGACAAAAUAGAGUAUAGUAAAGCUGAGUUUCUUCCUAGCUCACCCUUUGGUGCCACGUAUAGGUUAUAUAACAAAUUUUUACGAUUUUAGAAAAUCCACCUAGUAAACAGACUUCGGUAAAUAAUAAUGGAAGUAAAACACCUGCAAUUUCACUAUUUCAAACUGGCUAUGAAGGCAAGUGAGGUUUUUGUCCAAUUAUAUAGCGAUGUAUAGUAUACAGUUUUUAUGUUGUUGUUUAGUAUAGUGUACGGCGAAGUUAUGUAUAGUGUUUGUGGUGUGGCUUGUUUUUUAGUACUAACGACAACUCUACAUACAUGAGUUCAAAUACAUUAAUUAAGUGAGAUCAGGGUCGCCCAUGCAUCAAGCAACAAUACCCGUUCCUCAACCUUCACCACCAGGCUUAAAUAAGUUACUUUUUUAUACUUUUUAUUCAUAUAAUUAAUUUGGAUUCAAUAAAUAUUAAAUCUUUUAUUUUUAUUCAGAUGAUUCCAGCAGAAUCAUUGUCAUAGCGACAACACUGGCUGGUGGAGUAUUUCUUAGCAUCGUACUUAAUAUCAUCUUAUUGAUAAAAUACAAAUGACGGAAGCGGGCUUCAAAAUUAUCAACUCCUGUCAAUAUUCCAUUGGAGGCAAAUGAAAUUUCACCAGAACCAUUGCCAGUUUACGAGGUAAAUUAUUUAUGGUCAUGGUGUUGGUGACGCAGUGAAUAGUUAUUACAUAUGGGAUUCUAGGAAGAACAGUUUCGAACUGAUACCGCUAUCCAGUUAAUAUAAAACAAGUUAGUUUAUGUUGGUGUUGUGCACUCAGGUGAAUAUGAAGUUUGUGAUGUUACUCUGAGUGCAUAUCCACACUGGGCGAGCUUGAAAACUAUGCCCGGCCACGGUGGAAAUCGAACCUACGACCUUUGGAAUACUUGCCCAAUGCUCUACCAACUGAACUACGCGGUCAGGACGGUUCGAGUAAGUGAUAUUUCGGAACAGAAUCUAGUUCCGGAAGGCAGAGCAUUGGGCUAGUAUUCCAAAGGUCGUAGGCUCGAUUCCCACCGUGGCCGGGCAUAUUUUUCAAGCUCGCCCGGUGUGGAUAUACACUCAGAGUAACAUCACAAACUUCAUAUUCACCUGAGUACACAACACCAACAUAGAAAAAAUCAUCUUACUAGAUUACAUUGGUAUCGAAGGAAUUAGAUUCUGUUCCGAAAUAUCACUUACUCGAACCGUUCUGACCGCGUAGCUCAGUUGGCAGAGCAUUGCGCUAGUAUUCCAAAGGUCGUAGGUUCGAUUCCCACCGUGGCCAGGCAUAUUUUUCAAGCUUGCUCGGUGUGGAUAUACACUCAGAGUAACAUCACAAGCAUCGUAGAAAUUAGUUGUGAAGCACGUGUAUCGUGUGCCUCUGACUCGUAUGAAUUGGGCAACCACGCCCUGUGUGUAAUCGUCAUUAAAUAAAUCAUAAUCAUUCUUAUAAAAAACAGGAGCCUGUUUACGAAACUGUCCCGAACGUUGAUUGGAUGUUUUACGAAGACGUCGCCACAAAUCCAAACGAGUCUGAAGACAUAUCACCUAAAGGUCAGUAAUAUCACAGAUUAGAUAUUAAUAUGUAAUCUGUGGUAAUAUGUUUAAAAUUCUACUAACGUUGGUAUGUGUAAUAUUUGCUCAUUCUAAGAAGAAAUGUAAUAUAUCUUGGUUGAAAAGAAACCAAUCUUGGUAAUUCUGUUCACUAGCUGUAGAACGAGGAUGAAAGUUGAGAAGUGGUUAUGAAGGUUGAAACUCUCGCUCGUGUUUGAGCUGGUUCAAAUUUUGAUGCGAGUUUUCGCUACGUGCGCUAAUAUUCAGUCAACUGUCAUCAACUGUCAGAACCUCUUGUUCUUGUUUGACCAGGGCUUUGUAAUCGUCUUUUCUUUAAAGGCAGGGAAUCACUUCACGAUUGGGUUGGAGAACCAUCAAAUGCAGACAAGACAUCUGGAUACGAAACACCAGUCGAAAACGAACAUCAGGGGCCAGGUAACGAAACUGUCGGAAAAGUUAAUCGAGGGUUUUACGAUGACGUCGCCACAAGUGCAAACACGUCUGAAGACAUAUCAACUCAAGGUCAGUAAUAUCACAAAUUAUAUAUUCAUACCUAUUUACAACAUGAGCGGCCGUGUUGUAGCUAGCCUAUUGGCUAUUGGAUAUAUAAACUCAAGCCGAAGGUGCGAGAGUUUGUAUGUUAGGCCGUUUGCUGCGUCCCGUUGUCGUUCACUUUCAUUAAGUAUGUCUUGGAACUGAAAUAUUUUUACGGGAACUAACACGUUCAAGCACGCAGGAUUCAAGUCCGAAAACUUCUCGCGCCGUAGACCCGCAGUUUUCUCACAAAUUUCUAUUUUAUCUUCGAUAAUUUCACAACGACACGCAUCGAUGACGACACACGAUUAAAUCACUCAAAACGACCAAUUUCUUUCAAACAGUUUUCUUUUAACAAAAGACCGUUUUGCUCGAAUCAUUUUGAGUUAUAUAAUCUUAUGCGUGUUGGACGUAAACAAAAUAUCUUGUGUACAACUUUGAGAAGGUACAGAUAACGUUUUCUAAAGUCCUCAGUUCUAGCGAUAUUUCUGUAAAAUCACAAGGACGUUAAUGCUUUUGGCGAUGUUAUGCAUUGGCCUGAAAAUAACUAUUUUAACGCGAUUAUGGUAUUUAAAACAAAAGUAAUGCGAAGCCAACGUAACGGCAAAUACAACACUAAAAUGAAAUAUUGUCGAUUGGUUGCUGCUAGAGGGCUUACGACAGGAUCAAUCUUAAAUAUUGACCUUAAACUGAAGAAUAAAUGUUCACAUCAAAGACAAAGAUCAGUGCCAAGGUAUAAAAUCUGCUCUGUAAACUUAUUACGCAGUGGGGAAAUGUGUGCAUAAGCUGUUUAUUUGGUGAUUUCAACGUAUAUGGCAGCCCUCCUUCCAAUAAUAUUCGCUUAUCGCACAGAAUAACAUGCACCAACUGAUAUUACCUCUUGAAUUACAUCUCAGAAACUGUGUUGGAAAUGUAAAUUCUGACCCUUUCCAUAUGAUUACCGUCUUACAUCGUUGUAUAAAACAUUUUGAUCGCAUAUAAGGAAUUAUUUCUCGUCCCAGAGAUAUAGCCCAGCGACAUAACAUUGACGCCCUUGUGAUUUUAUAGAGAUACAGCCAGAACUGAGGAUUUUACAAAGCGAUAUUGGUACCCUCCCAAAGUUGUAGACAAGAUAUGUUGUUUACGUCCAAAGCGCUUAAAAUUACUUAACUCUCAAAAUUAUCCAACGAAAACGGUCUUUUGUUCAAUAUAGAGACUGGUUCAUAGGAAUUAGUGAUUUUGAGUUAUUGCAAUAGUGUGUCUUCAUCCAUCUGUGUCGUUGAACAAUGAAAAAAUUUGUUGUGAAAUUAGAGAAGAUGAAAUAGCAGUUUGUGAGAAAACUGCGGGUCUACGGUGCGGGAAGUUUUCGGUUUUGAACUCAGCGUGUUCGAAAGUGUUAGUUCCCAUAAAAAUAUUUCAGUUCCACACUUCCAAGACAUGCUUAAUGAAAAUUGUUUACUGGGCAUUAGUAAACAAUAUGUUGAGCUGGUUCAAAUUUUGAGUAGAGUUCAUGAGAGUUUUUGUUGCGCUUGGUAUAUCCAGUUAACUCUCAUCAGUGUUCAGCUGGUUCAAAUUUUGAUGAAAGUUGAUGAGAGUUCUCGCUACGUGCUGUAAUAUCCAGUCAACUCUCGUGCAAUUGUUGUUCUCACUGCAGACUCUCACUGGCCAACUCUUAUCAAUUCUCAUUUUCGUUUGACCAGGGUUUAUAAUCUUUUGUUUCUAAAGGCAGAACAUCAGAUCACGAAGAGGUGGAAGUACCAUCAAAUGCACACAAGACCUUUGGACGCACUGAACUUAAUAAACGACCCGAUACCGUGAAAACAGGGGCGACAGGCGAUGGUGAUUAUCAGGCAUUUUUAAAGGAGGAUGGCGUAUACGUAAUACCGGCUCCAGAGGAAUCACAACACAAAACACCAGGUCAAAAUGAAACCUAUGAAGAGCCCAAAUUAUCGCCAGAAAAUCCUGUUUAUACUGAGCUUGAUGUGAACAGAGUCCACGGCAGAAAUACAACGGGUGACGGUACCUAUCAGAAACUAGUAAAGCGAGACUCAGAUUAUGUUAUACCAGCUCAUGAGAGAAAAGAGUCGCACGAAGACAUCAAAAUGGGAAGCAAGUUGCCAACAGGCUACGAGGAGCUGGAUCAAAGCAAACUCGAAGCAGAAAUCUAA